Molecule: messenger RNA, 351 nt
Organism: Echinostoma caproni
Lineage: Eukaryota; Metazoa; Platyhelminthes; Trematoda; Plagiorchiida; Echinostomatidae
Source: the annotation of a GenBank genome assembly
GUGGGUGACACAGACAACACCUCCGUCGAAUGUCAGUCGGAUCCGACCGAGUCAGCCAACUCCGAAAAAACAAAGAAAAAAUCUUACGAAAAAUCGUAUCCGUUGCAAGCAUUGAUAGCCUACUUAAAACUCAAACAAGCAGUCGCUCUUGUCGUCCCCACUCAACCGGAUAAAGAUGGUUCGAUCCAGACCGGAGAAAAUGUUCCCCCGGUAGACUCAACACCGCAUCGAAUUUUGCUAUUCGCUCCCAGUAGUUUUGCUCUCAGUCUGCUAAAACAGGCGGCUCCGAAUCUGGGUCCCGAACUAGCCACCAUGGACAAGUACAUGGUGAUGUUGAUUGUCAAACGUUGA